AUGUUUGGCCUGGGUCCAAGUCCAUUCAUUCUUGGAGGGACAUUGAACGUUCAUCUAGAGAAGUGCUCACAAAAUCAUCCGAUUUGUGUUCGAGAGCUUAAAGAUGGUGCAUACGUGGACGAUAUAAACAUUGCAAGCGACACAGUGGAAGAAACGAGAGAAAUCAAAGAAGAUGCUGUGAAAAUCUUGGGAGAAGGUGGGUUCAUGUUACAUAAAUGGCAUUCGAACGCCGCAAAAUUAGAAAGUCAUGUAAAGGAAGAUGGAGAAACUACCUAUGCGAAGGAAAGUCUAGGGACAACACCAUCAGAGACUAAACUUCUUGGAUUAGGCUGGAACAAAUCAGAAGACACUUUGUCAGUGACAUUUCCACCAAACGAAAAUGAAGUUACGAAAAGAAUCGUUCUGAGAACUAUGGCAAAAAUCUAUGAUCCGCUGGGAUUAGCAGCUCCUAUUCUACUCACGGCCAAAGUGAUCUUUCGAGAUAUCUGUGAUUCUAAGCUGGGAUGGGAUGCAGAUCUACCUGAAGAGCUAAAGGGGCGAUGGGAGAAAUGGUUGAAGAAUUUACCUGUACAGUUGAAAAUGCCAAGAGCAAUACCUAGAGAAAUCGGUGUGAUUGUCGAAUUGAUUCUUAAUGGAUUCGCAGAUGCGAGCAUUCUUGGUUGUUGCGCUGUGAUCUACGCUGUUAUCAAGCAAGCUGGAGUGAUUAGUCAAGGGUUCCUGAUUUCGAAAACAAGAUUGGCCAAACGGGACUUGACUAUUCCGCGCCUGGAGUUAGUGAGUUUCCACAUGCUAAGUAACCUCCUACACAACACAUUCAAAGUUCUUAGUCAUAUACGCAUUGCUAGUCAGGGAAGAUAUAAACAAUUUGUGGCCCAUCGAGUAGAGAAAAUAAAUGAGAAGGAAGAAAUCGUUUGGAAAUAUGUACCUAGUAAAGAGAAUCCUGCGGAUAUCGGUAGUCGGGGAUCAAGUGACUUGGAAACUAAUGAAAUGUGA
Messenger RNA from Paramuricea clavata, 993 nucleotides. The record is from the annotation of a GenBank genome assembly. Lineage: Eukaryota; Metazoa; Cnidaria; Anthozoa; Malacalcyonacea; Plexauridae.